ACAGCAGUAUCUCCACUGUUAUUGGCAUUUAUCCUACAAAUGACUGCUUGAAUGCAGUGUGGUGCCUUUGGCUUCAUCUGAUGAGUGCAGCCUAGGAAAGGGAGCUGAAGAAGCUGGCAACUGCUCCUAGAUGAGAGAAUGGAAGGAGAGAGAGAGGCUUGACGCUCCUUCUACAUAAGCAAAUUGCCAAUAAAUUAUGCAGGUUUCCUUGGAAGUGAAGUUAUACGUACAGUCAAUGCACUCACAAAUAGGGGAGUCACAGCACAGCAGUGCAGUCUCAACAUCCUCGCUUCUACUCUCUCGGGCACAAACUGGAUAGUUCUUUCUGCAUUUUAGCCCUUCAUCACUCUUCUGUACGGUUUGGAUUUUGUGUAUGUGUGCGUGUUGGGGGGAAAACCAUCAUCAUCAUCAAAUCUCAAAAUAAAAGGGAAGGAAGAGGAAAAAAAAAACUGCCGGAAUCUGGUGUCCUGUGGGGAAGAUUGAUAGCCCUUUGGAAUGCUAUAAGUGCAAGUUGGAUGGAUUACAAAUAUGAAACACAACUGGCGCUGACACUUUGCCUGCUCGACUAAAGGGCUGAAAUGCGAUAGGACAUCCUUAUUCUCCUAGGAAACCUUGGGUAUUCACGAGAACACACAUUCAAAGGAUUUUUUAUGUUCUACUGUAUGUUGUACAGGGAGAUCUUAGGAAGCACAUUUACUGCAGGCUUCGGGUUUUGUCCUUUUCUUUGGAUCUACAGGCACUGAUCUUUCUACAGAUAAGCCAGGAACCUACAAAUAAAAACGGAACAAGACAGAGAAGUCUCUGAAUAAUUAGAAAGGUGAAUGAAAAUCUUGUACCGAAUCUUGGAUAGAAAGCAGUCAAGAAAAUGCCAGCAUCUGCUGAUAAUGGAUGGGCCCAGUUAUCCGUGUCACAGUGGAACCUUUGUUGGCAGUUCUCUUGAAGAAAUGCAUCUGUUUCUGAAUUUCUUUUACUUUUUAAUUCCCUGACUCAAAGUAAUUAGUUCCAGAGCCUGGGCCAGCAAUUAAACAACAUCUACAGCUUAUUUCCACGGAUGGAUUUCAGCCAAAAGAUACAUUAGAACAUUAGCUUUCCAUGUUUCGUACAGUAUGAAGAAGCGGCUGCAGUUUGCUUUCACUGGCAAAAUCCAAAAUGAAGAGGAGAUAUUUUCUGAUAUGAAAUGCUGAGCAGGAGACCUGCCUUAUAUGAAGGUUAAUAUCCUUGGAAUGCCGCUAAUUGAUAGCAAGGCAUAAUUAAGCUGAGACGUUUUAGGCCUACACAGAUAAUCAAUCGAAUCAUUUAUUGUGUGAUUAUUUUCUUCCAGUAAGAAGCAGUCACCAUUUGCAGCUCUUAUGGCUAUUUUAUAUUUGGAUUAUGGUUAUUUAGCUUGUCCAGGGUCACAAUCAGACCCCUAUUUGGUUCUGUAGGCUUAGUGCAAUGAGUGUGCUCAAGGCUCUUUGUGCCUUACUGAAAAGUUUUACGUUUUACUUUUGUGGACCUCAACAAUAAGGGUUCACCUCACACACCCUUCUAAUGGCUGACUUGAAUUUAUAGACAUAUUGAUGACAGCCUGUAAUUAAUUGGCAACAACAAAAACAAGCAAUCUUCAAUCUCAAGAUGGUGCUGCCACCUCCUGACAAACGUCAUGUGUGUCUUACAACAAUCGUCAUCAUGACAAGCAUGGCAUUUAUGGAUGCCUACCUGGUGGAACAAAAUCAAGGACCAAGGAAAAUCGGAGUGUGCAUUAUUGUGCUUGUCGGUGACAUCUGUUUUUUAAUUGUUCUUCGUUAUGUGGCUGUUUGGGUUGGAGCUGAGGUAAAAACGGCUAAGAGGGGUUACGCCAUGAUUUUAUGGUUCUUAUAUAUUUUUGUGUUGGAAAUCAAGUUAUAUUUUAUAUUUCAAAACUACAAAGCAGACAAAAAAAAUGUAGAUACUGUGGCCAGGAAGGCAUUGACUUUGCUUUUAUCCAUCUCCGUGCCAGGACUAUAUUUGGUUCUGGUAGCACUAGACAGUAUGGAAUAUGUAAGAACUUUCAGGAAAAAGGAGGACCUUAGGGGCCGUCUCUUUUGGGUGGCUCUUGAUUUACUUGACAUUUUGGAUAUUCAAGCCAACCUGUGGGAGCCUCACAAAACUGGAUUGCCAAUCUGGGCCGAAGGUCUCAUGUUUUUUUACUGCUACAUCCUACUUCUAAUUCUACCUUGUGUCUCGUUGAGUGAAAUCAGCAUGCAAGGAGAACACAUCGCCCCCCAGAAAAUGAUGCUUUACCCAGUCUUAAGCCUUGUCACAAUCAACAUUGUCACCAUUUUUAUCAGAGCAGUCAAUAUGAUUCUUUUUCAAGACAGUAGAGUUUCGACUAUCUUUAUCGGAAAGAACAUUAUUGCGAUAGCCACAAAGGCCUGCACUUUUCUGGAAUAUAAAAAACAAGUGAAAGAAUUUCCACAAAACGCCAUUGCUUUAGAACUUCAACAAAAUUCGAUAUCACACAAUCAGACAAUUCACAGUACACAGGGGGUUCAUCAUGAGCAGUCACCAUCAAGGGAAAUAAUUGAUACAUGACCAUGUAUUUGGCUUUCAGCAUUAACUUUUGUUGGAAAGACAGGCUUACCCAAUGGAAUAUAAUGUUUUUGGAGAUCUAGAAAGACUGACCAUGCAGAAAGGGAUGGGCAAAUGCAACAAAAUACAUGUUUACGGUAUAUUUUUCCUACAGAUAUUGGCCCAGACAGACAGUAUACCAUAAGAACUUAUUUUCAACACUGUAUACAUGACCUUUCCUGAUUUAUCAGUUGUGAAUAUGAGAUGUAAGGAAUGUUGUGGCAUAGACUGACUGAUUUUAUAACAAUCAAAUCUAAAGGUGUACUGUGAAAUAAACUGAAUAAAGUGUUCCUAUUCCAGUCA
Molecule: messenger RNA, 2892 nt
Organism: Xenopus tropicalis (tropical clawed frog)
Lineage: Eukaryota; Metazoa; Chordata; Amphibia; Anura; Pipidae
Gene: tmem121
Product: transmembrane protein 121
Exons: 4
Coding region: 1615-2553 (312 amino acids)
Source: RefSeq, a predicted model, not a curated record